GCAGGCUGCGGGUGUUGGAUGUACCCUUACCGCUGCGCUUUGAUGAAUUAAACAAAGAACAUUAUAUUUGUUUCGGGAUGAAAACUACACUGAACGUUUCGUGAAUUUGGUAUGAAUAGUUGCAGUGAGUCUGAAUGUCUAUCCGCUGUAACCGAAACAUUUCUCUUGCUAGCUUGGCUAAUAGAAACAGAGCUCUAUCGGUGCUAAUGCUAAUAGUUACAUUAGGCUAAAAUAAGCUAACUUAGCUAGCUGGUAACUUAGCCAGCUACCUCAUCGAGUGCAGGACGUUUGCUUUUCCAAGUCCUCACCCAGUUUAGCGGUUCCUGCUCCGGUCUCACUUUCCUGUGUUUUCAUUUUAACGGUGGAGGUUGCGGAACCGGAGCUGUGGCGGGGGGACGUGUGAACAGGAACCCCCUGGCUAUCCAGGCGGACGGAUCACAGUGACACGCCGGGUCGUGGGAGAGAUAAAAGUGGAACCAUGGCUGAACUCUCCACCUUAUCCCCAUCACCACCUGCACUGGGUGAUCCACAUGCAGCCCCCUCCAUACCGCCUGCUUCAUCAGCAGUUCCUGCACCAGAAUCUGCUAGGGAGAAGCCCAUACCCAAGUCUUCCCUCUUUAACGACAAAGCUCUGACUGGAAACACACUAGCAGCACAGACAGGGAGCUCAUCUCUGACUCCACAACCAUCUGCAAGUCCUCCCAAACUCUCUCCGGAAACUCCCCUUGCAUCAUCCGUACAUGAUGAUGUGCCACAGAAAGAGGACUCAGUAGGGGGAGAAUUGGAGAAUAGAGCUCAGGAACCUGUGAUGGGUGACCCAGCUGUCCCACAGCCCCUGAGUACUGAAACAGAGAUCAGUGUACAGUCAAGUGAGACAUCAGCACAGUGCGAAUCACAGCUGGCAUCCCCGUCUCCUGAUCCAAAUCCUGGACCCAAUCUCUACCCCAAUGUGCAUGUCACCCACAAUCCAAAUCCUGUCAUGGAUGAUGGUCAGCCCCACAUCUCUGCAGCUUCCAAUCAUGCAGCCGCUCCUCCAGCAUUCAGCGACACAGCAGUAUCUUCGACAGCUGAAGAGGAGAAACCUCAGCUGCCUCAACAAGCACAAAACCCUCCUAGUCAGCCUCCUCCCCUCUCUCCAAAGCUUGAGACUCUCAGCGAAGAAAAGAAAGCAGAACUUCCUAGCACCCCCACAAGAGCAGAACCCCCUAGCCCUACCGUUCCACUCAUUAACGAGCCAACCUCUAUGCUCCCACUUCCCAAUCCCAGCCCCCGGCCGGCACCAGACACACUCAGCUACCUUGAGUCCGCCAGCCUGAUGUCAGGGACUUUGGAGUCUCUAUCUGGGCUGGGAGAGGACGGCAGCUCUGUGGGCUCAGACUCUGAGAUCAAUGGGCUGACUGUCAGACGCACUGACAAAUAUGGCUUCCUUGGUGGAAAUCAGUACAGUGAAGGCGGAGAAAAGGAAAUUCGAGUUGAAGUUGCCAGACAGAGGGAGGUAAAAUGGCUUGAUAUGUUCCACAAUUGGGAUAAGUGGAUCAAACAUCGCUUCCAGAAGGUGAAGAUGCGCUGCAGGAAGGGGAUACCAUCUUCUAUCAGAUCCAAAGCCUGGCAACUGCUGUCCAACAGUCAGGAACUCCUGGAUGCUAACCCUGGAAAAUUUGAGGAGCUGGAGAGAGAACAGGGGGAAGCUAAAUGGCUGGACAUAAUAGAGAAAGAUCUCCACAGACAAUUCCCCUUCCAUGAGAUGUUUGCUGCACGAGGUGGCCAUGGACAACAGGACCUGUUUCGGAUCUUGAAGGCUUACACUAUCUACCGGCCUGAUGAGGGUUACUGCCAAGCCCAGGCUCCUGUGGCUGCAGUGCUGCUCAUGCAUAUGCCUGCUGAGCAAGCGUUUUGGUGCCUAGUCCAGAUCUGCGAGAAGUACCUUCCUGGCUACUACAGUGCUGGACUGGAAGCAAUCCAGCUGGACGGCGAGAUCUUCUUCUCCCUGUUACGCCGUACAUGUCCGAUGGCGUACCGUCAUCUUAAGAAAUUCAAGAUCGACCCCAUUCUCUACAUGACUGAGUGGUUCAUGUGCAUCUUCUCACGCACCUUACCGUGGGCCUGUGUGCUGCGUGUGUGGGACAUGUUCUUCUGUGAAGGGGUGAAGAUAGUGUUCCGUGUGGGCUUGGUGCUACUAAAACAGAUGCUUGGGUCUGUGGACAAACUUCGGGAACUACAGGGCAUGUAUGAAACCAUGGAGCGGCUCAGAAACAUCUCCCCUGACAUGAUCAGAGAGGACUUAUUGGUUCAAGAGAUCGUCACGCUUCAAGUGACCGAGGCGCUCAUAGAGAGAGAAUGCAGCAUCCAGGUAAGGAAGUGGAGGGAGUCAAGGGGGGAACUGACACACCAGCCAGGUCGCCGCCUCCAUGGUACGAGGGCCAUCUAUGACUACAAACGCAGAGCCGCCUCCAUCAGCUCGGGCGGCAGCUACUCUUUUCUUGGAAGCCCGAUUCCUCCACCGGGACCCCUCAGGGCCUCCUCCAGCCUCCUCUCGCUGCCUGGCUUCCGCAAAUCAAAGGCUCCUUUCCACUCCCAAACCAAGAAGGGCUCCUUCUCAGGACCGUCGGGUAUGGAGGUCCUGCCUCAUCAGUCCCCGCCUGCAGCAAUGUCAAGCCAAGUACGAGGCCCAGCCCAAAAACCUCCCAUUCAUCCAGGAACAGGUCAGAAAGCACCGGCACCUCAUGUUCAGAGCCCAUUAGUUGGGGAUGCUUCAUCACGGGGGUCAACUCAGGCCUCAGAAGAAACCUCAGCACAAGACCAGGCUGCACCUCCAGCACCAACGCAAAGCACAGCGCCCCAACCCAGCACCCUGUCCCCCUCCCCAGUGAUCGUCUCUGAGCAGAUCACCCCGACUAUCCCUUCUCCUACUGCGAACAACGCCCCUCUACCACCUUGUCCCGAUUCAAAAAAAGAAGCUGCACCAGCAGCUGAAGCCCCAGCUGUAGAGGAAGAAGGCAAGAAGAAGAAAAGGAGCAAAGAAGACAAGAAGAAGGAAAAGGAAGACGAGAAGAAAAAACUGAAGGAGAAGAAAGAGAAGGAAAAGGCAGAAAAGGAGAGGCUCAGGAAGGAGAAAGAGAGGCUAGAAAAGGAGAAGAAGAAAGGGGGGAAGAAAAAGGACAAGGGGGGAGGAGAGACUGAAGACAAAAAUGGAGCCACAGCAGCGAAAGAUUUGGCCUAGUUUAUCACUUUGUCAUUCAAGAAUCAUACAAAAAAGGGAUGCCGAAAACAAAAGAAGAGGUCGGGGGAGCAAAAACCCCCAUAAACAGAGUGUUAAAUAAAAAAAAUGGGAUGGCUUCCUGUAUUAUGUCAUUAUUUUGAAGACUUAGUGGACUGUGGUGGAGAAAACUGGAUCAUGGUUUUAAUAGCACCUCAGGGGGCUUUUUGCCUCUUGCUCAAUGCUUUCUUUUUCAGAGUUUUAUUAAGAUGGGACAUAUUUUCUUUUUUCAACUGGAGCAUGGACUGUGAGUCUGGAUGUUUUCUCAGAAUAUUACAGUCAUCUUUUAGUUUUUUUUUAAUUCCUUUUUUGUUCAUUUUUAUUAUUUUAAUCAGAUCAAUGGCAGUGGUUAGAUCGACUAGACAGAUUGUCGAGGAGGGUUUGCCGGUAUAGCUGUGGUGCCAUAGUGUGUAAAUAAAUGAUAAGUCUACCUACAGUACAUAGGAUCCUGUUAGUGCUCCAUAAAAGCCCUGUCAGUUCUCAUCUGUGGACAGUGUUUUUGAGAUGCCUGGAACAAAAAAACAAAAAACAAAAAACAAAAAAAAAACAAAAAAAAACGAAGACUCACAUCCAACGCAGGCACUGUGGACAGAAAUCUUAGUAACCUUGUUGAGGAUGUAUUUAUUGUCAUGUUAAAUGUUGUGAGUGAGUGUGCCUUAGUAGUAUAGUGAAAUGUGUUACUGUUCUAUGUGUGGCCUCCCUCCGCCUGCUUUUUUUCUCUUAUUCACUAAAUCCUGGUAAAUUAUUUCAUCAUUGGAAAAUGUCUGUUUGAUGAAAAUUGAAGAAUGCUGACGAACAAAUGGAGGGAUACUUUAAAAGUAAAACCACACAUGCAGUGGUGAAGGGAAUUGUUAAUGUAAGACCUCAUUUUAACUUCCAGGUUUUGAAAAAGCAGGCACAACAUCAUUAGUCCAACUGACCAAAUGUCCACCUUUAAAUUAGUAUUAUUUUGAUGAACAAAAUCCUACGUUAAUCGGUAUUUAAUUCAGCCAAAUCUCAAUAUGGGUGCAUUCAUUAACCCAUUAGAAUGUGAUUUUAGGAGAAUGAAGGAUUAUUUUUGCACUUGUGAGUUCGUCACAAAGCACCACUGAAGUCGACCACUCCGUUUGUGUAGUUUCGUAGAGAUCGCGCGUCUCAACAGGCUGGUUUGAAAGCCUCCAGGACCUAUAGGAAGCCACUUGACUGGAGGUGCCAGGUGUGCCAAUGUAGCAUGAACCUCUGAUCUUUUACCUUCAGGCUCUGAUGUAUUUAUGUACAAAAUGGUUAAUUUAAUCAAAUAUAGUAUAUUAUGAAUUAUUGUUAUUAUUUUGGAUCCGACUAUUUUUCUAUGUGAGUAAGAGACACCUGGUAGACUGGAACGAUGGCUGGCUACACUCAGUGUAGCCGCAGAGGGAUCAUUUAAGUGUUUUUUUUUGUUUUUUGCUGCACAGGCUGAAUCUUCUGUUUUGACACAACAAACUUCAUGCAUGUCUUUGCUAUU
Messenger RNA from Cheilinus undulatus (humphead wrasse), 4736 nucleotides. Its product is annotated as TBC1 domain family member 10A-like. Lineage: Eukaryota; Metazoa; Chordata; Actinopteri; Labriformes; Labridae. The coding region runs from base 479 to 3220 and encodes 913 amino acids. The record is from RefSeq and is a predicted model, not a curated record. The transcript is spliced from 10 exons.